Messenger RNA from Naegleria lovaniensis, 324 nucleotides. RefSeq lists its product as uncharacterized. Lineage: Eukaryota; Heterolobosea; Eutetramitea; Acrasida; Naegleriidae. The transcript has 2 exons. The record is from RefSeq and is a predicted model, not a curated record. Bases 1 to 324 code for a protein of 107 amino acids.
AUGCCAUUGGACUUUAAAUUUGAAAUUGGCAAUUCCUUCUUGGUGGGAAGUGCUUUUGGAUUUGCUGGUUAUGCUCUCGCUGCUCGUGCUCAACGUGUUCAUUUUACUAGAAGACCAUGGUUUUUGAUUGCUACUAUGCUGACAACUGGUACUUGCUUCCAAGUUUACAAUGGAAUUCAUGGAGCAGUCACAGAUGAUUUAGUGAGAAAGAGAAAGCUCUACGUCCAAAGAAGAAGGAAACGUUAUGAAACUAAUGACACUCCUGAGAGAAUCAAUGAUGACAAGGAUUUGUACAAGAGUAUUGAAAAGGAUUUGGCUCAAUAA